Tetrahymena thermophila SB210 is the source of this 1035-nucleotide messenger RNA. RefSeq names its product DDB1- and CUL4-associated factor 7. The record is from RefSeq and is a predicted model, not a curated record. The transcript is spliced from 10 exons. Lineage: Eukaryota; Ciliophora; Oligohymenophorea; Hymenostomatida; Tetrahymenidae. Gene Ontology annotation, cellular component: nucleus. Gene Ontology annotation, molecular function: protein binding.
AUGAACCCUGAAUUGCAGUACUACUAAUAGCAAUAGCAAUUAGUUGAUUAGAAUAUGGACGAUGGAGCAUAAAAUUAAGUUUUUUCUUACCAGGCUCCAUGGAUAAUUUAUGCCUUAGGAUUUUCAAAUAGACCUGGGUACAAUUACCGUAUUGGUAUUGGUAGUUUCCUAGAAGAUGUUGACAACUAGAUUGAAAUCAUUUAGUUGAAUGAAGAGAAGUAAAUGUUUGAAAAAAAAUGCAGCUUUGAACAUACCUAUCCUCCCACAAAACUUAUAUGGAUUCCUGAUAUUAAUGGAGAAUAUUCUGAUAUUCUUGCUACAUCUGGAGAAUAUUUAAAAAUUUGGGAAGUUAAAAACAAUGAAACUGUUGUUUCAAAAUGCGACUUAAUAAAUUCAAAUGAAUUUUCGGCUCCUUUGACCUCUUUCGAUUGGAAUAUUAAAAACCAAAAUUUAAUUGGUACAGCAUCAAUUGAUACUACUUGUACAAUUUGGGAUAUAGAAAAGGAAACUGUUUUCACCUAGUUAAUUGCACACGAUAAAGAAGUAUAUGAUAUCAGUUUUUCUCCUGAUAAAAAUUUGUUUGCUUCAGUUGGAGCUGAUGGAAGUGCUCGUUAGUUCGAUUUAAGAAACUUAGAACAUUCAACUGUUCUCUAUGAAACAGAAAAUAAUAUACCUCUUUUAAAAUUAGCUUGGAAUAGAAACGAUUAACAUUAUGUAGCUGUUAUUGAAAUGGAUUAAAGUCAUGUUACAUUGUUAGACACAAGACAACCAUUAACUCCUGUUUGUAAGUUCAAUAAUCAUAAGGAUUGUGUAAAUGCUCUUGCAUGGGCUCCUUAAUCUAGCUCACACAUUUGUACAGUUGGUGACGAUUGCCAAUCAUUAAUUUGGGAUUUAAGUGAACUACGUCCAGAAAUAACAGAUCCACUAUUAGAAUACAAAGCAGAUGGAGAAAUAGCAAAUCUUUCUUGGUCUCUGCUUCAAAAUGAGUGGCUUGCUAUUUGCUUCUAAAAUAACUUACAAAUAUUGAAGGUUUGA